CUUUGUGCGGGGCUGCCUUUCCGCCGGCGCGGCCGCGGGGCCUCCGCAGUGGCGUGCGGGCGAUGGAGCGGUGGGCGCGCCCGCGGCUCGGGCUGUGGCUGCUGCUGCUGUUCCUGCCCCCAGUGCCGGGCCGCCAGAAGGAGUCAGGUUCAAGGUGGAAAGUGUUCAUUGAGCAAAUUAACAGGUCUUUGGAGAAUUACGAACCAUGUUCAAGUCAAAACUGCAGCUGCUACCAUGGGGUCAUAGAAGAGGAUCUGACUCCUUUCCGAGGAGGUAUCUCCAGGAAGAUGAUGGCAGAGGUAGUCAGACGGAAACUAGGGACCCACUAUCAGAUCAUUAAGAACAGACUAUACCGAGAAAAUGACUGCAUGUUCCCUUCAAGGUGUAGUGGUGUUGAACACUUUAUUUUGGAAGUUAUUGGGCGCCUCCCUGACAUGGAGAUGGUGAUCAAUGUACGAGAUUAUCCUCAGAUUCCUAAAUGGAUGGAGCCUGCCAUUCCAGUCUUCUCCUUCAGUAAGACAUCAGAGUACCAUGAUAUCAUGUAUCCUGCUUGGACAUUUUGGGAAGGGGGACCCGCUGUUUGGCCAAUUUAUCCUACAGGACUUGGACGGUGGGAUCUCUUCAGAGAAGAUCUGGUAAGGUCAGCAGCACAGUGGCCAUGGAAAAAGAAAAAUUCUACAGCAUAUUUCCGAGGAUCAAGGACAAGUCCAGAACGAGAUCCUCUCAUUCUUCUAUCUCGGAAAAAUCCAAAACUUGUUGAUGCAGAAUACACCAAAAACCAAGCCUGGAAAUCUAUGAAAGAUACCUUGGGGAAGCCAGCUGCUAAGGAUGUCCAUCUUGUGGAUCACUGCAAAUACAAGUAUCUAUUUAAUUUUCGAGGUGUAGCUGCAAGCUUCCGGUUCAAACACCUCUUCCUGUGUGGUUCACUUGUUUUCCAUGUUGGUGAUGAGUGGUUGGAAUUCUUCUAUCCACAACUGAAGCCAUGGGUUCACUAUAUCCCAGUCAAAACAGAUCUCUCCAAUGUCCAGGAGUUGUUGCAUUUUGUAAAAGCAAAUGAUGAUGUGGCUCAAGAAAUUGCUGAAAGGGGAAACCAGUUUAUUAGGAACCACUUGCAGAUGGAAGAUGUCACCUGUUACUGGGAGAGCCUGUUGACAGAAUAUUCUAAAUUCCUGUCCUAUAAUGUAACAAGAAGGAAAGGCUAUGAUCAGAUUAUUCCGAAAAUUUUGAAAACUGAACUCUAGUAAUCAUCAUCAGACCACAGUUCUCUCUGGCAGCAGCUCUCAGAUAGCCUGUGGUGAGAAGCUUACCAUGAAUGUGGCACGAUACCUUGAAUACUUUUAUCAAGCCAAAUACCUGAUUUUCCUUAUCAUGCUGCACCCAGAGCAACUCUCUAGAACGAUCCAAAAUGUGUAUAAUACAGACCUGAAGCAGCUCAAAGCUCUGGCUGAAUAAGGACCAGAAAUCAUAAGAUGUGGGUUUUGAACCCAGUUCUACUUUUUAUUUUCUUAAGACCAAUCACAGCUUGUGCCUCAGACCAUCCAUACAUGUAUGUCCAUCACUGUGAAAUUAACUGUGUCUAUGGGAUGGUACUUUGUCCCAUUAUUUGGAGCAGAAAAUUGAUCAUUUGGAACUAGUACAACUCAUCACCACAAUUCUUUUUUUUUUUUUCAUCACCACAAUUCUGCAGUUAUCCUAGGUUUUAUCUCUGUCACUGUAUUUUAAUGUAGGAAGCCCUAUAGGGUUUGUGAAAAAUUCUUGGGGAUCAUUGCCUGAAAGGUCUAAGGAAGUAGUAGUUGUACAUGCAGUGAUGUGGCAGUUCUCUUUUGUAAAAGCAUAAGCUUUUUGGUACUCAGGAGGUUUCUAUAAUGCCACAUAGAAAGGGGCCAGUUGCAUGAAUAAUUAUUGCAACUGGAUUUCAAGUUCCCCUUUUGUGCCUUCACACACUUGUUUUAUGGUCUCUAUUUAAAAACAAAAACAAAACCUCUUAAUAAAUUUAGGAAGUAGUCUUUACUCUUCAAAAGAACUGUGCAUAAAACACCAACCAGUUCUUCCUUACUCCUUGCACACCCUUAAUAUUUUUCCUCUUUAAAUUGGCAGUAGUCCAUAGCUUCCAGAGUGUGUGGUGACCUCAAGGAGUCUUCACCUCUGAAAUGUUACAUUGGGAGCUUAGACAUCCAGCUUGAGGAUGGAGAAGAUACUUCAGUGCAAAUCCAUGUUGGAGUACCUUCUUUCCACUUUCCAUUUUUUGAAAAACACAUUUGGAUAGUAGCUUAAUUGCUCAGGAUGCUCCCCUAACACAGUCAAAAAUAAAAAAAAUAUUAAAUGAAAACCCAUAGAGUCAGGGGACUCAGAAUCAACUUCAUUCCUUAGGCCCAACUUUCCCACACUGAAAUCAACUCUUCUACUUUGCUUCUUAAGGAACCAUUCAGUAUUAGUUGGUUUCAAAAUUAGUAAAUGUGAGUGAGGUUCAGUCAUAUAAGAUCAGGGAUUUUAUUCCAUUAGUGAGAAAUGUAUUUGGUUUUUUAAACUUCGUUCCACAAAAUUUUAAGGACAGUCAUAGAGGAGUUGGAUAUCCUUGGUAAGAUCAUCGCAUAGAAUAAGGCAGACAUUGAAAGUUAGAUGUUUCUAUGUAUUAAAAAUUCAUGGGGACCAUGUCUUCAGGUGCUAGAAGUCUAGCGAUAAGCAAUCUGGAUUUCUGAGUUGUACUGUAGUUUUGCCUUGUCAGUAUGAGGCCUCAGUAAUGUUAUCUUUCUCUCCGUGUUUUAAUUUUCCUGUCACUAGACUAGAAACAAUUUUCUGUCCUUUGGAUUAGGAGCUGAAACUGCAUUUCCCUGGGAAUUUCCCAUUUUGCUUCAAGUUCCAGCUCAGGUAUCCCAUCUCUGAACGUUUUCUUUCAUUCCUCUAUGCAGGUAGGAGCUAUCAUAAAUAACUUUGCUCAUGCCUGAGUUAUAUAACAUCUCAUUGCACCGCAAGUAUUUGCCUAUUUCUGGUACUGUUCUGUGGGCUUCUUGACAUGUGGGAAUCAUGUUUUACUCAUCUUGAUGUCUCUAUUAUCCAGUACAGUGCCUCGCACAGAGUAGAUACAAAGAAUUAUUGGGAGAAUGGGUGGGUAGAUGGAUGGGUGGAUGGGUGGAUGGGUGGUUGGAUGGAUGGAUGGAUGGAUGGAGGCAGUUGACUUAACUAGAUCCUAUUUACAGAUAGCCUAGCCUAGCCGUUAGCUCCUAAGGGGGACUGGACAAGACUCUAAGAGUUGGAUCAAUGCAGAUUCUUACCUGCUCUUUGAAUAGUCAAUAAGGCUAUCUUUGUAUUAAAUUCAGGAAAUGUUA
Messenger RNA from Nyctereutes procyonoides (raccoon dog), 3326 nucleotides. RefSeq names its product protein O-glucosyltransferase 1 (gene POGLUT1). Gene Ontology annotation, biological process: positive regulation of Notch signaling pathway; protein O-linked glycosylation. The coding region runs from base 63 to 1241 and encodes 392 amino acids. The transcript is spliced from 11 exons. Gene Ontology annotation, cellular component: endomembrane system. The record is from RefSeq and is a predicted model, not a curated record. Lineage: Eukaryota; Metazoa; Chordata; Mammalia; Carnivora; Canidae. Gene Ontology annotation, molecular function: UDP-xylosyltransferase activity; UDP-glucosyltransferase activity.